AUGCCACUGAAUAAAAUUAAAUCACAACCAUAUUCUGGUUAUUAUAAUCAUAAAAAAUCUGAAGGUCAACCUUAUUACGGUUAUUAUUCUGGUUUUACAGCUGCUUCUGCUCAAAUUCAUAAUUUAGCGAAAUCAUAUACUCAAAAUGUUUAUGAUAAUGAACAACAAGCUGCACAAUCGGGUGGUGUUUCAAGACAUGAUACUACCAAAACACAACAAUCCUUACAUGGUGUUAAUCCAAUUUUUGAUAAAACCGAUCCUACACUAGAUCCAGAAUCACCUAAUUUUUCAUCAAAAAGAUGGGUUCAAAAUAUGUGGAGAUUAUAUCAAUCUGAUUCUGAGUAUUAUAAACCUGGUAAACUAGGGGUAGCAUAUAAAAAUUUAAGAGUUUAUGGAGAUGCUAUUGAAUCUGAUUAUCAAACUACUGUAUCGAAUGGUUUUAUAAAAGCCGCAAAGUGGGUGAAAAAUAAAGUACAAAAACAAACUGAUGAUUAUACUUUUGAUAUUUUGAAACCAAUGGAAGGUUUAAUUAAACCUGGAGAAGUAACUGUUGUUUUAGGUAGACCAGGUGCUGGAUGUACUACAUUUUUAAAAACAAUUGCAUGUCAUACUGAAGGUUUUAAAGUUGCUGAUGGGUCCAUAAUUUCAUAUGAUGGUAUUACUCCAGAAGAUAUGAAGAAAAAUUUAAGAGGUGAAGUUGUUUAUUGUGCAGAAACUGAAACACAUUUCCCAAAUUUAACUGUUGGUCAAACUUUAGAAUUUACAGCAAUGAUGAAAACUCCAAGAAAUAGACCAUUGGGAGUUUCUCGAGAACAAUAUGCAAAACAUUUAGUUGAUGUAGUUAUGGCUACAUAUGGUUUAUCACAUACAAAAAAUACAAAAGUUGGAAAUGAUUUUACAAGAGGUGUUUCCGGUGGUGAAAGAAAAAGAGUUUCAAUAGCUGAAGUUUCAUUGGUGCAGGCAUCAAUUCAAUGUUGGGACAAUUCUACUAGAGGUUUAGAUGCAGCUACUGCUUUGGAAUUUAUAAGUUCUUUAAAAACAUCAGCAUCAAUUUUAAAUGAUACUCCAUUAAUUGCAAUUUAUCAAUGUUCACAAGAUGCUUAUGAUUUAUUUGAUAAAGUUAUUGUCAUGUAUGAAGGUUAUCAAAUCUUCUUUGGAAGUUCACAACGUGCUGCUAAUUAUUUUAAAAAAAUGGGUUAUGUAUGUCAAGAAAGACAAACCACACCAGAUUUCUUAACUAGUAUAACAAAUCCAGCUGAAAGAAUUGUUAAACCAGGAUUUGAAAGAUUAGUACCUAGAACUCCAAAAGAAUUUUAUAGAUAUUGGAGAAGAUCACCAGAAAGACAAGCAUUAUUGGAAGAAAUUGAUGAACAUUUGGAUAAUUGUGAAAAUUAUGAUCAAAAGCAAGAAAUUUUUGAAGCAAUGAUUGCCAAAAAAUCAAAACAUACUCAUCAUAAAUCUCCAUAUACUGUUUCAUUACCAAUGCAAGUCAGAUAUAUAAUUAAACGAAAUUAUGCUCGAAUGAAGGGUGAUCCAUCCCCUACUGUUUUAACAAUUUUGGGUAACGUUGUAAUGAGUUUAAUUUUAUCAUCGGUGUUUUAUAAUUUACAACCUACAACUGGUUCAAUUUAUUAUCGUACUGCAGUUAUGUAUUAUUCAUUAUUAUUUAAUGCUUAUUCAUCAGUUUUAGAAAUUUAUACAAUGUAUGAAGGUAGACCAGUUGUUCAAAAACAUAAAGAAUAUGCUUUAUAUCCACCAAUGUCAGAUGCAAUUGGGUCUAUUAUUGGGGAAUUGCCUAUUAAAGUUGUUUCAUCGAUUUUAUUCAAUGUUAUUAUGUAUUUCAUGGUUAAUUUUAAAAGAGAACCUGGUGCGUUCUUUUUUUACCUCCUUAUCAACUUUUUAAGUACAUUAUUUAUGUCACAUUUAUUUAGAACUAUUGGAGCUUUUACAAAUACAUUGGCUGAAGCAAUGACACCUAGUUCCAUCUUAUUAUUUGCAAUUUCAACAUUUACAGGGUUUGCUAUUCCCAUAACAUAUAUGUUGGGUUGGUGUAGAUGGAUACAUUGGAUUAAUCCAUUAGCAUAUGCAUAUGAAGCUUUAAUUGCAAAUGAAUUUCAUGGACGAGUUUUUAAUUGUUCAGAUUUGGUUCCUUCAGGUUUUGGAUAUCCAACUUCUGGUCCAUCAGUAGUUUGUGGAACAAUGGGUGCGAUGCCUGGCUCUUAUGUUGUAAAUGGUGAUGUUUAUAUUUCACAAGCUUUUAGUUAUUAUUGGUCUCAUGCAUGGAGAAAUUUUGGAAUUUUAUUAGCUUUUGUUAUACUUUUAUUUUUUACAACUAUAUUUUUAGUUCAAUUUAAUAGAUCAAGUGAAUCAAAAGGUGAAAUAUUGGUGUUUAAAAAGCGUGAUAUUCAUCAAAUGAGAAGAGAUGAUGAAGAAAAAUGUAUGGAAGAUUCAGAUUCAAAUAAUCAAAUGCAUCCAUUAGAAUUUAGUGGUAGUACUGAAUAUUCAGAUUAUUCUUAUGAUUUUAUGGACCGAAAAUUGUUGGAAACUGAAAAUAUAUUCCAUUGGAGAAAUUUAUCAUAUACUGUUCAAGUUAAAGGUGAAGAACGAGUAAUUCUUAAUGAUGUUGAUGGAUGGGUUAAACCUGGUGAAGUUACUGCAUUAAUGGGAGCUUCAGGUGCUGGUAAAACUACAUUAUUAAAUGCUUUGAGUGAUCGUUUAACUACUGGUAUUAUUACUUCAGGUUCACGUAUGGUUAAUGGUGGUCCAUUGGAUGAUUCAUUUCAAAGAUCAAUUGGUUAUGUACAACAACAAGAUUUACAUCUUGAAACAAGUACUGUUCGAGAAGCAUUGAGAUUUUCUGCGUAUUUAAGACAACCGUCUUCAGUUUCAAAAGCUGAAAAAGAUGCUUAUGUUGAAAAAAUUAUUGAAUUGAUGGAAAUGGAAUUUUAUGCAAAUGCAAUUGUCGGUGUUCCUGGUGAAGGUUUAAAUGUUGAGCAAAGAAAAAGAUUAACUAUAGCUGUUGAAUUAGUUGCAAGACCAAAAUUAUUGGUUUUCCUUGAUGAACCUACAUCUGGUUUAGAUUCACAGACUGCUUGGAGUAUUUGUAAAUUGAUUAGAAAAUUGGCAAAUCAUGGUCAAGCUAUAUUAUGUACCAUUCAUCAACCAUCAGCUAUUUUAUUGGAAGAAUUUGAUCGAUUAUUAUUUUUACGUAAAGGUGGUGAAACAGUUUAUUUUGGAGAAUUUGGACCAAAUUGUUCAACAUUGAUAAAUUAUUUUGAAUCUCAUGGAGCUCCAAAAUGUCCACAUGAUGCUAAUCCAGCUGAAUGGAUGUUGCAUGUAAUUGGUGCAGCACCAGGAUCACAAGCAAAUCAAGAUUACUUUCAAGUUUGGAGACAAUCUAGAGAAUACUUAUCAAUACAACGUGAAUUAAAUAGACUUGAAUCAAAACCAGAAUUGAAAACAGUUAAAGAAUUUGAUUAUAAUAAAUCGUAUGCUGCCUCAUUAUGGAUUCAAUACAAGAUUGUAUUGAUUAGAUUAUUUCAACAAUAUUGGAGAACACCAAGUUAUAUUUAUUCUAAAUUUGCAAUGGCUGUUUUUUGUUCAUUAUUUAAUGGCUUUACAUUUUUCAAAUCUAAAAAUUCUAUUCAAGGUCUUCAAAAUCAAAUGUUGUCAAUUUUUAUGAUUUUUGUUGUUAUGACUACACUUGCUCAGCAAUACGUUCCUUUAUUUGUUUCACAACGUGACUUAUAUGAAGCUAGAGAAAGACCAAGUAAAGCAUUUUCAUGGAUUGCAUUUAUUGCUUCACAAAUUACAGCAGAAGUUCCAUAUCAAAUUGUUGCAGCUGCUAUAUCAUAUUUUGUAUGGUAUUAUCCUGUUGGAAUGUAUAGAAAUGCUACUUCAUCUACUGACGUACAUAAUCGUGGUGCAUUGAUGUGGUUUGUUAUGACUUUGAUGUUUAUAUACUCAAGUACAUUGGCCCAAUUAUGUAUAAGUUUUAAUCAAAUUGCAGAAAAUGCAGCAAAUGGAAUUUCAAUAUUGAUAACAAUUUGCCUUACAUUUUGUGGUGUUAUUGCAACGAAAGAUUUUAUGCCUCGAUUUUGGGUAUUUUUAUAUCGUGCUAAUCCAUUUACAUAUUUAACUUCUUUGAUGUUAUCUGUUGGUGUUGGUAAUUCAGAAGUUAGAUGUGCAGAAAAUGAAUAUCUUGUAUUUCCACCUGGACAACCUGGACAAAAAUGUAGAGAUUAUUUAGGUGCUUAUAUAUCCUUAGCAGGUGGUUACCUUGUUAAUCCUGACUCAACUGAGUCUUGUCAAUUUUGCAAGAUGGAUAGAACAGAUCAAUAUUUAAAUUCAAUUGGAAUAUCUAGACAUAAUAUAGGUAGAGAUAUUGGUAUUUUUAUUGCUUUUAUAAUUAUAAAUAUGAUUGGGACAUUUAUCUUAUAUUGGUUAUUUAGAGUUCCAAAAGGUAAUAGACAAAAAGGAGAAGGAGGAAAACGAAGCAGAAUAACAGGUAAAUUGAAUGUUUUGUAUAAUUAUUUUGGUGGUAGUGCUUAUAAUGAUGAAAAGAUGUAA
Molecule: messenger RNA, 4569 nt
Organism: Insectozyma verbasci
Lineage: Eukaryota; Fungi; Ascomycota; Pichiomycetes; Serinales; Debaryomycetaceae
Source: the annotation of a GenBank genome assembly